Cydia pomonella (codling moth) is the source of this 5387-nucleotide messenger RNA. Its product is annotated as pyruvate dehydrogenase phosphatase regulatory subunit, mitochondrial. The record is from RefSeq and is a predicted model, not a curated record. The transcript has 17 exons. Lineage: Eukaryota; Metazoa; Arthropoda; Insecta; Lepidoptera; Tortricidae. Gene Ontology annotation, molecular function: oxidoreductase activity; protein binding. Gene Ontology annotation, cellular component: mitochondrial matrix; cytoplasm; mitochondrion. The coding region runs from base 360 to 3062 and encodes 900 amino acids.
AUUUAAAUAUCUACCUUAGCGUAGUAGUUUCAGCUUUUGCGGGCGGCAAAAAAAGGAACUAGAGAAUAUUCGAUGCAAUUUCUUUGUGUUUCCAUUGAAAAUAGAAAUGCGCAUGUCCAAUGCAAUUUAAUUUGAAUGCUGGCGCCACUUCACACCCGCAAAUAGAUCGUGAUUGGCUCAAGGGUUGGACUGGGAAAUAUUUCAUCUAGCAACACAGCCGCCCAAUUGUCAAAACAAAAUGUCUUUUUCUUCGUGUUGAUUCUUCCCUGCAUAUUAUUUUUAGACAUUUUACGUUUUAUCCAAUGCAGUUUUUCCGGAUAGCUCUUUUGAUUUUAAUUUCGAGGUGAUAACCUUCGAAAAUGUUGAUAAGACGGGUGCACAGACGCGAAGUUUCGCGGUGCAUAAGCCUAUUCGGCGCGGGGCACCGUCAUUUUUCGAGUCGCUUAGAUGCCUUAGAUCAUGAAGAGAAGCUGGACGGGUGCUUGGAGAAGUUGCCUUCGGAGGCGAAGGUGGUAAUAUGCGGCGGGGGAGUGAUGGGGGCGGCCGUGGCGUACCACCUGGCGAAAAGAGGCUGGGGCGACAAGACUAUACUUAUCGAAAAAGAGAAAGUCGGGGCUGGCAGCCGCUGGCACUCCUCAGGGCUCAUCGGGGCCUUCAAACCGUCCCUCGCCCAGGUCAAGCUGACGCAGUCCUCCAUCAGACUCCUCCAGGAGUUGGAGACGGCUGGACGGAACACUGGAUGGAAGCAGUGCGGGUCCCUGCUGCUGGCGAGGAAUAGAGAUCGCAUGACGGUGUAUAGGAGGAUGAAGAGUCAGUCCGUUUCAUGGGGCAUCCCUUGCGAGCUAGUUUCUUCCGCUCGCUGCCGGGAGCUCUGCCCCCUCCUGAAUGUAGAAGACAUCUUGGGCGGCCUUUGGAUACCUGGCGAUGGUGUAGCUGACCCUCACCUAGUUUGCAUGGCGCUUAUGAGAGAGGCUGUAGCCAAAGGUGUUGGCGUAAUGGAGAACUGCUCCUUAACCGCCGUGCUCUCCAAAGACGACCGAGUGGCGGGCGUAGAAACCAGCCACGGGUCCAUACAGUGCGAACACUUCGUCAACUGCGCGGGCUUCUGGGCGAGGCAGGUGGGUCAGCUAGCGAAGCCCCAGGUGAAGGUGCCUUUACUGCCGUGCGAGCAUUAUUAUCUGCACACGAAACCGAUUGACGGACUCGACCCUAUGACACCAGUGGUACGAGACCCGGACGGUUACAUAUAUAUGCGGGAGAGGGACGGCUGCAUUCUAGCGGGCGGGUUUGAACCUGUCGCAAAACCUGUCAAUGAGGAAGAAAUCGACACGGCGGCCCAAAGAUGCGUCCAAGAAGACUGGGAUCACUUCCACGUGUUGCUGCAACAGUUGCUGCGCCGCGCCCCGAGCCUCGCGCAAGCUCAGCUGCACAAACUGUGCAACGGACUCGAGGCCUUCUCGCCCGACUGCAAGUGGAUCGUCGGCGAGGCGCCCGAGAUGUUCAAUUACCACGUAGCGGCCGGCAUGAAGACCGUAGGCAUAUCAGCGGCCGGCGGCGUAGCCGAGGCGACCGUAGAACAACUCACGGACGGCUACACGCGCUACGACAUGCACGAGCUCGACAUCAACCGGUUCCUGGGUCUGCACAACAACAAGCGCUUCCUGAGGGACCGGAUCAAAGAGGUGCCUGGGGUCCACUACGGCUUACCGUACCCGUUCCACGAGUUUCAAACCGGUCGUAAUCUGCGCAUGUCCCCCAUAUACCCCACACUACGUGACAACGGGGCCGUGUUCGGCCAAGUCAUGGGGUACGAGCGGCCCACGUGGUUCGAGCCCGUCGAAAAAUCGCCCGACGACACGUUAAAGCCGCGUCCGUUCAAGAUCGCCUACACGAUGACGUUCGGCAAACCGCACUGGUUCGACACAGUACAGCGCGAGUACUGGGCCUGUAGGGAGGCCGUCGGCCUUGCGGAUUACUCCUCCUUUACGAAGAUAGACCUGCAGUCGAAAGGCCGCGAGGUUGUCGACCUGCUCCAAUACCUGUGCUCUAAUGACGUGGACGUGCCUGUCGGCUCCAUCAUACACACGGGCAUGCAAAACGAGAGGGGCGGAUACGAGAACGACUGCAGCUUAGCCAGGAUAUCGGACAACCAUUACAUGAUGAUCGCUCCGACGAUCCAACAGACGCGCUGCAAGGUGUGGAUAAAGCGCCACCUGCCCCGCGACGGCUCCGUCACGCUGUCCGACGUCACGCCGAUGUACACCGCCAUCUGUGUCAUGGGGCCCUUCACUAGGAACCUGAUGUCCGAGCUCACAGACACGGAUCUGUCGCCGAGUAACUUCCCGUUCUUCACGUUUAAGGAGCUGGACGUGGGUCUGGCGAACGGCAUCCGAGCCAUGAAUCUCACUCACACUGGGGAACUGGGCUACGUACUCUACAUACCUAACGAGUUCGCGCUGCACGUUUACCAGCGCAUCAUGGCGGCCGGCGCCAAGUAUGGCAUAAGCCACGUCGGCUACUACGCGUCGCGCGCGCUCCGCGUCGAGAAGUUCUUCGCCUUCUGGGGCCAAGACCUGGACACCACCACCACGCCCUUAGAGUGCGGGAGAACCUGGCGUGUUAAAUUCCAGAAAGACAUCCCCUUCAUUGGUCGCGCGGCGCUCGAGCGCCAACGGUCCGAAGGCAUCCGACGGCAAUACGUACAACUGUUACUGACGGACCACGAGCACGAGCUGGACCCGUGGUGCUGGGGCGGCGAGCCCAUCUACCGCGACGGCGUGCAGUGCGGCUCAACCACCACCACCAGCCACGGGUUCACCUUCAAGAAACAGGUGUGUCUCGGCUUCGUCCAAAACCUGGACGAAAAUGGCGUCGCGCAACGCGUCACCAACGACUAUGUACUCGGCGGACAUUACGAAGUGGACAUCGCCGGGAUCAGAUACGCAGCCAAAGUGAAUCUGCACUCCCCCAACCUGCCCACCAAGUACCCUGACAAGGAGCGCGACGUGUACCAGGCGACCAGGAAACAUGAGCAGCACCUGGGCAGGCACUACCAACCCUAGUUUUACAGUGUAUGUUGGUGCAACUUACCGUAAACUUGUCGGAAACUUUUUCAAAAGUUUUUAGCAAAAAAAUAAUUUUUGGUAUAAGCUUUAAUCGCUGACUUUACUUUUAUUUCCACAGGCAACUAAUACUCAUCGAGACAUUUCUAAAAACUUGAAACAAUUAGGUUGCGUUGUUUUAUCUCGGAUUACCUAUGACCACCAUCUGUCUCAAUCAUCAGAUCAGCUCGAUGGUAACAUAUAAGCUUGUUAACAGGAAUUCCUAAUUUGAAUAGUUCCGCGUAGAACGUGAAAUAUUUCCGAAGUUUCCGUGUUAAGUUUGUUAAGCGAUUUCAAAAACUUUCGGUGUAUACAAUCGGUAUUUGUACAUAAUGUACAUACAUGGUUACUGUGUUUAGUAACAUGAUAACUAAAAACGGAGAAGGCUAGAGUCGGACCAGGAUAACUCUGCAUGACAUUUGCAAUUACAAAGUGUGACAAUGUCAAAUUUCUAUGGAAAAACAUCAUUUAUUAUGACACUUUCGCACUUUGUUCUAUUCAAAUCGGUGCAAUGUUAUCUUAGCAGAUUCACCGUUGAGCUACGGUCGUAGCCGAUAACAUGGCUUUCCCGGUAUGUAGCGGAAAUGCUUCAGUAAGGCAAAACGACAACGUGUCGUUUUUAGCGGGUUGGCAAUUUAUAUUUUUGCAAUCUCUGUUAGGAUUAGAGUAAAUAUUUAAAAUGUAUAUUAUCAAUUUAUCAUUGUUUGAUAUCUACGAGUAUAUUAUCAAUAGCAAAUUUGAAUUGUAUAUUUGUAAAAUAAAAAUCAGAACCUGAAAUAUCGAAAAUGUUGUGUCCUUAAAUAUCAAAUUGCGUUCUCUGUCUAAUGGCUGCUUGCACCAGGCUAAUGGAUUAUUCACCUUAUUCAUAAAUACGGUACAAGCCGAGGGUUGCCAUAUAUAUCAAACCUAAAGUUACUUAUAUGACAUUAGCAGUGAUCGGAACUAUGGGAGUAAAACUUUAACAAAACUUAUCAAGCGGACGUAAAAAGAGUGCUUAUAGCCUUAAAAAUAUUCGAAUAUCUAUGAAUGUAAAUAUUUUUAUGGCUGUAAGUACUAUACUAUUCCUAUCCCUAUGGACAUGAAUAUUUUUAGGGCUGUAUGCACUAUUUUAUGUCCGCUUAACAAGUUUUGUUAAAGUUUUACUCCCAUAGUUCCGAUCACUGGACAUUAGGUAAAGUAGCACAACACAUCAUUACCGAAAUCGUUAUUAAUUAGGUUUUUAAUGUUUCUUGCCCUUGCUUCUUGUUCUGUUUUGUGAGGCAUAGAGAUUGAUAGAAAAAAUGCUGUAACACAUAUUUAUUCCAUGAUUAGUAGAUAGCCUAUAAAAAUGGUGUUUAAAUACCUGUUUUGGUCACACAUCGGGGUUUUUGGCGCGGGAAUUAUUUCGUGUAUUUACAAAGUUUAUUGUAAAAUAAUUAUCAAACUAUGAAUUUAACAGUAGGGAGUGAAUUCCAAAUGUGCUUAGAAAUGUUAAAAUAGAAUUGGUUAUUACCUAUUUUUAGGCUGGUGUAAAACAUUCCCGCACCAAAAACUCAGAUGUAUGAUGAUGCGAUAAAAUUCCAUAUGUGACGUUAUCUAUGAAAAGGGACCUUAUUGUCGAUGGCGCUUCCGCCGUCAUACAAAUAUAACGAUGCUUCGAUACAAAUAUAACGCUGCGCGACGCAGUGCGGCGUAAGCGUCAUCGACAAUAAGGUACCUUUUCAUAGAUAAUGUCACAUAUAAUGAUUAUUUUAUAUUGUGACCCCGGGGACCUAACUAUGUAAAACGUAAUCGCGCUCUAUGAACAGAUGCACAGAAGUAGUUGAUUUUUCCCAAUUUCAGUUUGGUGCAACAGACCUUACUAAAACAAUACUAAAUGAAAAUGCUUAAAUUCAGUAUUCAAGUCAUUAUAACUGUUUAUUAAAAAAAAAAAAAAAAUUUUUUUCUCUUUUUUUAUAUAUACAGCAAACUUUUCACUAUAUCUAAUUAUACAUUUUAAUUGAAACCAGCGUUUAAAGACAUAGUGUGCAGUAACAGCCCAAAAAGACCGGGGCCUGUGCUAGGGCUGGUUACAAUAUAUUAUGUGACCCAAGUUUAGAGAGCGAUCGGAUUUUGGAUAAGUGAUAUUGAUUUGUUGAUUUAUAAUAUAGGUAUAUAUUAUAUAUAAGAAUAUGACGCCGAGCGUCAAUCUUGCCUUAUUAUGGAUUAGCUCAAAUUAAAUUGUAUUAUUAGUUGAAAUUUAGCAAUAAAAAGCCAAUUAUGUGUAAGUGUCAAUUUUAAUAGGUGAUUAAUAAAUUUUAGAUACGA